AUGCACAUUGUCAACCUGGGGGUUGACUUAUGGGUAUGUGCAAGUGUUAUCCGCAAGGUCAUGGAGUAUGAAGUCGAGCUUUUUGGAAGCCUUGCUCUGGAGGAAUCAGAUCGGCUUAUGAUUGCUUAUGGAAGGUUCAGGGAGUGGACUCGGGCAAACCGAAUUGUGCAUUCAAUGCCUAAGUUUCGACCUUGGCGCCUGAGAUCACGAAACCACCCCUGGCCUGAAUUGCAGAGCAAGGCCUACAAUGCUCGCUGUGUGUUGGCCUGGCUUUGCCAUGAAGUGGUUCUGCUGGCCAAUGGUGGCCAAUAUGUGCACGACAGGUGGAUGCCCCUUCUUGCAUCAUGUACGUUCCACCUGGCUGAAUGGCAUCGGAAGACAGAGUUGCUGGGAAGGUACCUCAGUCCAGAGGAUGCUAUGGAUCUGCAACGGGAAUGUGAUGGUUGUUUGACACACUACUUGGUCCUCAGCCAUAUGGCCGUGAAUGCUGGUGAACUCUUGUUUCCCAUCCGACCCAAGCUACAUGCAUUCCAAGAGAUAGCUCAGAGUCAAAAAGAGGAUGGUAACUAUGCUGACAAGAGACAAGCUUUUUAUUCUUAA
Messenger RNA from Durusdinium trenchii, 600 nucleotides. NCBI's taxonomy places the organism in Eukaryota, Dinophyceae, Suessiales, Symbiodiniaceae. The record is from the annotation of a GenBank genome assembly.